This is a messenger RNA of Papilio polytes (common Mormon), 1021 nucleotides long. RefSeq names its product muscle-specific protein 20-like. Gene Ontology annotation, molecular function: protein binding. The transcript has 4 exons. The record is from RefSeq and is a predicted model, not a curated record. NCBI's taxonomy places the organism in Eukaryota, Metazoa, Arthropoda, Insecta, Lepidoptera, Papilionidae. The coding region runs from base 133 to 684 and encodes 183 amino acids.
CGUUAUUUGAGUCUGCAGCGCUUAUUUUCUUCUCAACUUUUGAAAGAGAGCCAUCUAGUGGUGGACGUGCUAAACACACGCUAGUGAAUAGUGAUUUUUGAUCUCUGUGUAGUGACAAGAAUUUGCAAAAUAAUGCCUGGCGGUCGUCCUCUUUGGCAGCGUGCCGGCAAGCGUGAGCCAGAAAAGGAAGUAGAGGCUCAAAAAUGGAUAGAAUCGGUGAUCGGGGAGAAGUUUCCCGCUGACCUUCCUUACGAACUGGCGCUCCGUGAUGGCAUCAUCCUCUGCAAGUUGAUGAACAGACUGCAGCCUGGCAUCAUCACCAAGGUCAAUGUCUCCGGCGGCGACUACAAAUACAUGGAUAACAUAAAUCAGUUCCAAAAUGCGUGCGUCAAAUACGGCGUGCCUGACGUUGAUUUGUUCCAAUCGACCGACCUCUGGGACCAAAAGAACAUUGCACUCGUCACACAAACGAUCUUUGCUCUUGGAAGAACGGCGUACAAACACCCAGAAUGGCGCGGCCCCUACCUAGGACCGAGGCCUGCGGAGGAGAACCGUCGCGAAUUUAGUGAAGACGUUCUAAAUGCUGGCAAAGCGGUUAUAGGUCUUCAAGCUGGGACGAACAAACUGGCCACCCAGUCUGGACAGAACUUCGGUGCGUCACGCAAAAUUAUCAUCGGCAAGUGAAGUGCGAAGAACCAAGAUAUUUAUAAAUAUAUUUAGCUUUGAUAUGAUAUUUAUUCUUUACUACGAUUAUCAAAUGUAUAGGUAUCUGAAAUAAAUGAAUAUUGUAUAAUUAAAAAAUCUAUUGGCAAAUGAAAUAUAUAUUUUGAUGCUCUUUGCAAUUAAGUUGCAAUUAAAUUAUUUUUCAUUUACGCCACCAAUGAUGUAUGUUUAAAAGUGUUACCAUAUUUAGAUGUAAACUAGUUAGAAUACAUAAAUACUAUUUUGUACAGAGAAAGCAAUUUUUAUUUAAAUAAAUCAGACUGCUUCCAACUUUUUCUAAUAAAAUAUUUAUUUUCAA